Messenger RNA from Papaver somniferum (opium poppy), 2178 nucleotides. Its product is annotated as putative F-box protein At1g31000. The coding region runs from base 17 to 1357 and encodes 446 amino acids. The transcript has a single exon. Lineage: Eukaryota; Viridiplantae; Streptophyta; Magnoliopsida; Ranunculales; Papaveraceae. The record is from RefSeq and is a predicted model, not a curated record.
CUGAGAGAAGAGAGAAAUGGAGGCGGCGAAACCAUUGUUGUGGACGAUUUCUCCUACACUGCAAACGAAUCUUCUACCUAAUUACCCAGGAAUUCGUUCUCAUACUCCUUACCUUAGAGGAGAUGGAAAAAUUAGAGUAGGAGGAGAUGGUAAAAAAAAAGAAAUCUGGGGUACAUCGAUUGCAGAGUUGUGGAAUGGAAAGAUUAAAGACGACGUAGAUCCAAGGUGGAGGGCUUGGGUGGAAUCCAGCCAUGAAUCGUGGAACCAAAAAAACGAGGAGCAGCAGCGGAGAGACCUACAGGUGAGAUGGUCAAUCUUGAGAAAUUAUUUACAUGAAUCUGGAUUUGAAACUCAUAAUCAUAGACUACUGUUAACUAUGAAAUCACCAGAAGAUGAUCACCAAACAAUUAUAUUCACAAGUGGUUCACCUGAUUUAGGGUUACAAAAUAUGCACAGAUUGGUAUUAGAUCGUGGUCCUUUUUAUUCCUAUGAUUUGCCUAAACAAGCUGUUAAUGGUUUGCUAUGUCUUUCCAUAUCUAACAUGGAGGAAUUUCUCAUAUAUAAUCCUAGCACCGGUGAGAAAUUACCUUGGAUUCAGACUACUGUGAAAUUGAAUCAGGGUGAAGAGAAUAGACGCGGAGUUGACUGCAUUGAACUUGGAUUUGAUCCUGUGAGCAAUCAACAUAAAGUCAUUUGCAUAUCAAGUAGCAAACUGAAAAAGUAUCCUACUGAUAAGUACGGUCUGCCUUUAUCUUCUGAUCAACAAGUAGGAGCUGAAGAUCAAAUUGUUGAAGUAUUGACUGUUGGAGAAAAUACAUGGAGAAGAAUCGAUGCAGUCCCACCCUAUAGCGUAGGAAUUGGGAGGGAGGAGUUGGCUAAACCUGUUUAUGUAAAUGGUAAUUUAUAUUGGCGAUUUCGGUAUACCAGCAAAGGUGAAGUAAUAAUGGGAUUUGAUUUUGGAACUGAAAGUUUUAGAGUCAUUCCAAUCCCUGAAUUCUACACUGGAGAGGAUCCUGAGGAUGACUACAAACCUUUCCAACCUAUUGAAUUGAUGGAAUUUCAUGGACGCAUAGCUGUAUUAGACCGUGUAUGGGGUUAUGAAAGUGCUCUAUGGGAAAUGCAUGAGGAUGCAAGCGGUAACAUUGAGUGGAAACAUGUGUACAUAUACAUACCUUAUGACUGGAAUGUAAGACGAGAUCCUUCUGUUGUAGCUCUUACCGGGACGAAUCAAAUCUUCAUACAACCUGAGUGUACAGACAGUGUUUUUUAUUACAAUCUCAACACAGAAAAGUACUUAAGGUUUCCAAUCUCGCCUGAUCGUUAUCUUUUUAGUUGGGAAAAGACAAUCCAACUGUAGUCAAGAACCUCUUAUCUGUCAGUAUAGGGUGUUGGAACUGAAUGCAGCAUGUUAUGAAUGUUCCAGGUGAUUGCAGUAUGAUAUUAUCCUUUACAUUUCAGUUUUAUAUAUCAUAAAUAGCUCCCAAGUCUAGUGUUUCCUUUCCUUUUAGCUCUAAAUGAAUAAGUUUAUAUAGAUUCAAGUCUGAAAUACUAAGUUAUAGGUUUUGUUAGACAAAGGUAUCGGAAUGGCUUAUAGAUAGAGAAGUUGUUCUGUAUGGGAGAGUGCUGCGGAGGAACUUUCUUGUGUAGUGGAGGCAUGAUUAGUGGAGGAAUAUCAUAUAGGUGUAACAUUCUUGCUAAAGCAUGAUUAAUGACUAGAAUUUGAAAGCAUGGUGAUAUUAUGGGCAGUGAUAGAUGCAACCUAUAUGGUAGGAGGAUUUUGUAAUGAACAUCAUAAGGGAAAACUAUUGCAAGUCACUAACUUAUUGGGUGCUUCUUAUGGAAAGAAGAACAUCGAAGCAAGGACCAUUUGUAAUGACAUUGUAGAAAGAUUCAAACCUUCGAAAUCAGACAAGGAAGCAGCUAAAUUGUCUUGGGAUGGAGUGUCAAACAAUGAGAAGUUGGGCUUCGGAAAAGACUUUCUACCCCUUCCAAGAAGAAAUACUAGUUUAUAGUAGUAGAUUUUCUUUUGUUUGCUGUCUUGGAGAACUGGUUGGCUUAUCCUGGUAGCACCGUAAGUGCUUUUUCUUUCUCUUAGUUCUGGCUGUUGCCUCUUUGUAGCACUGCAAGUGCAUUUUUCUUUUUCUCAAUAAAAUCUAACCUUUUUAAGUCAAAAAAAAA